Rattus norvegicus (Norway rat) is the source of this 3604-nucleotide messenger RNA. NCBI's taxonomy places the organism in Eukaryota, Metazoa, Chordata, Mammalia, Rodentia, Muridae. The record is from RefSeq and is a predicted model, not a curated record.
AUGCCCCCACGCUCCCACUGUGCCCUCAAUCCCGGAAGCGGAACUGCCUGCGCAUGAAGGGCGGGACUGGUAUGGCCUGCUAUUGGCUGCCGCCAGCUAUACAGAGGCCUCUUCUGCAGCGCGCUGAUUGGCUGCAGAACGUCAACUCUCGGUAUUUGAAUCUGGGGCGGGCGUAGCGGACGACGUUCACGGACCGAGAGAGCAGAGCUUGUUCGGAUUCCUUUGGCUCGGUUUCUCUAGCUCGUUUUUCUGUUGCGGAGCAAAUACGGCUCUCCUCCCUUGCGGUUGGCGUCCGCGCGGGCCCAGGGCUCCGCAGCCGUAGGCAGGAAAGGAUGAAUCUGCAUAUCUUAACUGACGAAAAUGUCCCCAACGAGAAGAGUUCAGAAAGCCGUGACUUCCUGUUUUCAGCACCAGAACUUACCGGAAGAUCCUCUGUUCUUCGCCUGUCACAGAAAGAAAAUGUACCUCCCAAGAACCAGGCUAAAGCCGCAAAGGUGACUUUUCAGACACCUCUUCGGGAUCCACAGACACACAGGAUCUUAAGUCCUAAUAUGACCAGCAAACUUGAGGCUCCUUUUGCUCUGGAUGACAGUGUUGGAUUACAAAAUGACCACUGUGUCUUCUUACAGAAAGAGAACACAAAGGUAUCUUCACCAAGGAGACUGGCAGAGAGACCUGGCCUCCAGCCUCUCCUGAAGAAAUCAGAGACCAGCCAGGAGCAGUGCCCCAAAGAAACAGAAGAAAGAGAUGGGACCAGAGAGAGAAAUGAAUGUCCCCAGCCUACACCCUGGGGCUCUUAUCACCUUAACUGGGAGAAGUUGGAUGACCCAAACUUCAACCCAUUUGGAAGUGACUCCAAGUAUAAUGGCCAAAAGGCUAAGCUCCCUGAAAGUCCCAAGAACAGGUUGUCCUUGCCUGUGGCUGAGCAGCUGAGUGCUGGGCCUACAGACGUGGAGUCUUCUCCAAGCCACCAGCUGCCGGUAGCCCCAGUGGACGAUGUACCUGUGGUUCAGAUGGCAGCCGAGAUCCUGAAAGCAGAGGACGAGUUACAGGAGGGAAUUUUGAAUUCCUUGAGCCCUUCAGCUUUCACAAGUUUUCCAGACGGUGAGCUGGUAACCCCUCCAAUCGAGCCGAUGCCGGAGCCUUCCCCUCAGGGGCCAGAGCCUCUCUUGGACAGCGAGCCAGUGACCCCUCCAGUCAAGCCAGUGCUGGAACCUACUCCUCAGGGGCCAGAGCCUCUCUUGGACAGUGAGCCGGUGACCCCUCCAGUCAAGCCAGUACUGGAACCUACCCCUCAGGGAUCAGAGCCUCUCUUGGACAGUGAGCCAGUGACCCUUCCUGUUGAACCAGUGCCAGAGUCUUCCCAUCAGGGACCAGAACCUCUCUUGGACAGUGAGCCAGUGACCCUUCCUGUUGAACCAGUGCCAGAGUCUUCCCAUCAGGGACCAGAACCUCUCUUGGACCCAAAGGAAGAGAGCUUUAGAGACCCAGCAGAAGUUCUAGGUGCUGGUGCUGAAGUGGAUUAUCUGGAGCAAUUUGGAACUUCCUCGUUCAAGGAGUCAGCCUGGAGGAAGCAGUCUUUGUACUUGAAAUUUGACCCCCUUCUGAAAGAGAGCCCUUUGCGGUCAAUGCCAGUGCCAGUGGCCCCAGUGACAAAUAGUACACAGGAUACAGAGGAGUCUGGCUCCGGAAAUCCAACAGAAGCCAAGCUCGUCGACUUAGAUUUCUUGGGAGGUCUGGAUGUUCCUGUGUCGGCCCCACCCCUGUGUGUCCUUGAGCCUCGAGGUCUCCUUCCUGCCGAGCCUAUUGUGGACGUGCUGAAAUACAGUCAGAAAGACCUGGAUGCAGUGGUGAACGUGAUGCAGCAGGAGAACUUGGAGCUGAGAAACAAAUAUGAGGACCUCAACACGAAGUAUCUGGAGAUGGGGAAGAUCGUUGAUGGAUUUGAGAAGAUCGUGUAUAAAUCAAUGGAGGAGGCUGAGAAACAGAAGGAACUAGCUGAAGACAAAAUUCAAAAGAUUUUAAGAGAGAGAGACCAACUUACUGCGGAUCUGAACUCUAUGGAGAAGUCCUUCUCUGACCUCUUCAAGCGGUUUGAGAAGCAGAAGGAAGUGAUUGAAGGCUACCAGAAGGGACGUGAUAGCCUAUCUAUCAGCAGGACAAGCUGCACCACGAGACUCUGGUAGGAGAGCACGGCCGAUCUGUGAGAUGUGGUUUUAGAGGCUUUAGGAGCCUCAGCAGAAGAGACUGAGGGUUUCCCUGCUUAGUGCUACUAUGUCUGGCAUGCACAAGGCCCUUAGCUCACUCUCCAUUAACUUUUCAACCCUCCUGUCCUCCCAAAAGAAAAAAAGAGGGGAAAAAAAAACUUUGCAGUUAUAGAGUUCUGUGAACAGACACCAUGACCAAGGCAACUCUUACAAAGGAAAACAUUUAAUUGAGGCUGGGUUAUAGGUUCAGAGGUUCAGUCCAGGAUCAAGGCAGUGUCUAGGCAGUCAUGCUUCUGGAGGAGACAAGAGUUCUACAUCUUGAUUGGAAGGAAGCCAGGAGAAGACUAUCUUCUACAUGGCUAGGAAGAGGGUCUCUAAGCCCACCCCCACAGUGACACACUUGCUCCAACUAGGUCACACCUAAUAGUGCUAUUCCCUGAACCAAGCAUAUUCAAGUCACCACACAGAGAUUGGUAUUUUUGGGCAAUGGAGUUUGGGGAACAGCUAACAGUGGGCUCAGGAAUAUCUUGCAAGAAAGGGGAAACUAGACUUCCCCAUGGGGUCAAGUGGAAAAAACAAGUCAUGUCAGAAACCAGCUGCGGAGCUCUCGUAUCUCCUGCUACAUGGCCCUCAGUAGUGGUUAUGAGAGGCCCAGAGUGUGCUGAGAGGAGCAAGGCUGCAUAUAUUAUAUUCCUCAGGACUGUGCUACCCCCAGUCACAAUCUGUAGGAAUCCUAGUCAUGGUUUGCACUCGAGUAAGAACUGAUGCCUGGUACUAAGGUCUGGGGGUUAGGCUCAGUUCCCAGAGGUGACAGUCCAGAAGCUCUCUUUACCUUGAAGGUGGGAUAGACUGUUUUGGUUUUUCAAGACCGGGUUUUUUUUGUGUAAGAGCCCUGGCUGUUGUAGAGCUCACUUCAUAGACCAGACUGGCCUCAAACUCAUAGGUCUGCCUGCCUCUGCAUCUCAAGUACUAGGAUCAAAGGUAUGUACAGCCACACCCAGCUCAAGGGGUGCUUUUUUAAAAUUUACAUUCCAAAUGUUGCCUCCCUUCCCAGUCUCCCCUCCCCUAGCUCUUCACACACACCCUUUGUUUCUGAGAGGGUGAUCAGCCACCCACUCACCCCCACCAGCAUCUCUCUUCCCUGGGGCAUCUUCUCCCAUUGAGACCAGACAAGGCUUUUUCUAAAGAGAAAAUGUCAAGUUGUGUAUCACUAAUGUCCCCCAAAACCUUAAAUGUCUACAGUCUGCACUUGACCCUGGGAGUCCCAUAUGCCAAGCCUGGACAUAACCCCAGCCUUGGUGGAACAAUGUACUUUUAAGGUUUCCUAUUUGUUCACUCUCUAGAAUGAAGAUUCACUGAAGAAGUGUGUUGAGGAUUACAUAGUGAAGAUUGGAAAA